UUUAUUGACCUAUAUAUACUAAAGCUAAUGUUUAUUGACCUAUAUAUACUCAAGCUAAUGUUAAUUGACCUAUAUAUACUAAAGCUAAUGUUUAUUGACCUAUAUAUACUAAAGCUAAUAUUUAUUGACCUAUAUAUACUAAAGCUAAUGUUUAUUGACCUAUAUAUACUAAAGCUAAUAUUUAUUGACCUAUAUAUACUCAAGCUAAACUAUAUUGACCUAUAUAUACUCAAGCUAAUGUUUAUUGACCUAUAUAUACUAAAGCUAAACUAUAUUGACCUAUAUAUACUCAAGCUAAUGUUUAUUGACCUAUAUAUACUCAAGCUAAACUAUAUU
This is a messenger RNA of Lottia gigantea (owl limpet), 336 nucleotides long. RefSeq lists its product as hypothetical. The transcript has a single exon. NCBI's taxonomy places the organism in Eukaryota, Metazoa, Mollusca, Gastropoda, Lottiidae. The record is from RefSeq and is a predicted model, not a curated record. The annotation marks the transcript as partial.